Molecule: messenger RNA, 1111 nt
Organism: Gilbertella persicaria
Lineage: Eukaryota; Fungi; Mucoromycota; Mucoromycetes; Mucorales; Choanephoraceae
Product: replication factor C subunit 2
Exons: 5
Coding region: 20-1087 (355 amino acids)
Biological process (GO): DNA repair; DNA-templated DNA replication
Cellular component (GO): nucleus; DNA replication factor C complex
Molecular function (GO): ATP hydrolysis activity; ATP binding; DNA clamp loader activity
Source: RefSeq, a predicted model, not a curated record
UUUUUUUUUACCUUGCACUAUGAGUUUCUUUGCACCAAGAACAGCUUCGAGUAAAAGCACAACUAAGACUACCAAGAAUGAAAAAGAGGCUUUAUUAAAAAAGAGCCAACCUUGGGUUGAGAAAUAUCGACCUAAAACAAUGGACGAUAUUGCUUCUCAAGAGCAAGCUGUCAUGGUCUUGAAGAAAGCACUUCAAUCAGAUAAUUUGCCUCAUUUACUCUUUUAUGGUCCUCCUGGUACGGGUAAGACUUCCACCAUUUUAGCCUUGGCCAAUGAACUUUAUGGUCCUCAAUUAAUGAAAUCGCGUGUAUUGGAAUUAAACGCGUCUGAUGAAAGAGGUAUUCAAAUCGUACGUGAUAAAGUCAAAAAUUUCUCUAGAACGACUGUCACUAGCAAAAUAGAUGGUUAUCCUUGUCCUCCUUAUAAAAUCGUUAUUUUGGAUGAAGCUGAUUCAAUGACAAAAGAUGCACAGUCUGCAUUAAGAAGAACAAUGGAGACAUAUUCUAAAACGACCCGUUUCUGUCUUGUCUGUAAUUAUGUUAGUCGUAUCAUUGAACCUAUCACUUCUCGUUGUGCUAAAUUUCGCUUUAAGCCUUUACCCAUGAGUGAUUUAGAGGCACGUAUACAGAUGAUUUGUGGAUUAGAAGGCGUUCAAUUAGCACCUGAUACACUGAAGGCAUUGAUUGAUUGUUCACAAGGUGAUUUGAGAAAGGCUAUUACCUUCUUACAGAGUGGUUAUAAUCUACAAGGAAAAGAACCUAUCACACCUCGUAUGAUUCAUGAAAUGGCAGGUGUUAUUCCUGAUGAGACAAUGGACAACUUACGUCAAGUAUGGGAGGAAUCCACACCUAUUCAAGUGAUUCAAGACCGAGUUCAACAUAUGAUGAAUGAAGGUUAUUCAGGCGAACAUAUUGUAUCUCAAAUCCAUGAAGCCAUUAUCAAGAAUGAGACACUGAAUACACUACAGAAAUCAAGAAUAGCACAACAUAUGUCCACAGUAGACAUUGACCUUGUACAAGGUGCAGAUGAACAUUUACAAGUAUUGCAUUUAAUGACACAGAUUGCUUCUAUUGCUGCUCAUCAAUAAACAUCUUUUGUCUUGGUUUUUUGG